AUGGACGUCGACGACUUUCCCACAUCCCCUUCCAAGCGACAGCGAACAGCAUCGCCAGAUGAAACCCGGCCUCUUUCCCAUGAUGCGAAUCCAGAUAGCGAAGGCGAUAGUUUGACGGUCCAGACUUCCACCGAGAAUGCUUCCGCUAUCCCAGGACUGGCUCAAUUCGAAGAACAAGCGCCGGAGACCCAGAACACUUCCAAAGAUGCGAACUCUCUCCUGGAUGCGCUGAUGCUCCAGGUCGAAGCCGAGGCCGACUCCUCUUCCGCUAUGCAUCUACCGCCGUCCUCGGCUCAACGUGUCGUUACCACGACAGAAGAACAGAAGACCGCACAAGGGGUUCCUGUCACUGUUGGCGUAGAAGUGCCUCAAGCAGCAGUACAAAAUGACCCCACGGAUACUCCUAUCACACGGACCGAGUCGAUCAGUGCCAGUGCCACACAGGGCACAUCGGAUACGCCAAUGACACAAGACACGGUUACCCAUGAUGCCGUGAUGAGUGUCAACCCGGACACAAACGUGGUCAUUCCGAUCGUGGCUAACACAGCUGGCGCCCCAGCUGCUCCGACUGUUUCAGAGAACUCUACCGACACGGCUACAGCAGAAGAGUCCCAGCCUCCUGAGACAGCUGCCGAUGGCGCAGAGUGGGAGAUUGACUCUUCACCUUAUGAAUCCUCUUCGGACUCCGAUUCCUCAGAUGAUACCACAUCUUCGGAUGAAGAUAGCGACGAAGAUGCAGACGGAGAGUAUUCAAUGCUGGACCCUGAAGAGGCUGCGAGACUGCUGAUGCAAGAAGACGGAGGUUCGGAUGACGAAGGAGGCAGAUCCCGGGACAAAUCAGACGGUGCUCAACUGCGGACAGCAAAUGAGCGACAGGAGGAGGUGAUACCGAAGCCCGAUAUCAUCGUCACCAAUGACAUGAAAAUCGAGGAAUUGGGCAAUGUUGAGUUCGUUGUCGAGAGCACAGUGGUCAUCAAGGCGAAGACGUCUGGAGAGUACCAAGUCCUCGAGCCCGGAUCCUUGAUCACCCUCGAAGACCGAUCUGUUGUCGGAGUGGUCGCAGACUUGAUAGGGCGAGUCGAAGAACCCCGAUAUACGAUCCGAUUCACCAACGAUGAGGCUAUCGCAGAGGCUGGUCUGUCGCACCCCGGCACAGUAGUUUUCUACGUACCACAGCAUUCCACCUUCGUCUUCACGCAACCGUUGAAAGGCCUGAAGGGCAGCGACGCCUCGAAUUUUCACGACGAAGAAGUAGGUGACGAUGAGAUGGAGUUUUCGGACGACGAAGCCGAAGCAGAGCACAAACGUCAAAUGAAAGCGAGAAAACAAGGAAGAGGGGGAGACUCUGGGAGAGGCCGUGGUGGAUCAAAGUUCGCAAGGGGCUCAUCGAAUCGUGCUGGUCGGGGAGCACAUUCCCACCAACCUACCGAUAACAACGGUUAUGGUAAUGGCUCGAUGCAGAUGAAUUAUGACGAUGUCCCGGACGCUGGUGACGAGGGAUACACUCCGCUCCAGAGACCAGAUCACAUGGCCGAAGCUUUGUCGAGGGGAGAGCAACCGCAAGAGAACACUCACGGGUACCACCUACCUCCUCCACCUCCGGUCCAGAACGGCCGAGCUGAUUUUGGGGGAAGAGGCAGAGGCCAUUCGAGAGGACGAGGCGCUCCACGAGGUCAUCGUGGCGGAGGGUUCAAUCAUUCUCGAGGUGGUGGUGGCUUCAAUCAUCAACAGCACAACAGCUAUACCAACACCCAGGGUGGCUAUCGAGCUAAUGCACCGGACCUCCGCCUGCCAACAACCCCAUCGAUCACUCCACAUAACAUCUCAUACCCUCCUACGACGCCUUCGCCCAUGACUCCUCUGCCCAAUGUCUCGUUCAAUUUUGGCGGGAUGCAAGCACCGGCCGGUGUGCCCUUCAUGCCACAGAUGCCGGUGGGAAUGGUCCCGUCGUUCUUUCCACAGUUCCAACAGCCACAGCAGCCGUUUCAACAGCAACAAUUUCAGCCUCCCGCUCAAAAUCAACAGGGCUUUGCUCCGGGAACCUCGGAGUCCAAGUCCACGUCGCAGCCACUCUACAACUCAGGGCCAUGGGCGAGCAAUCCUGCUCUUGCGGCAGCUUUGCAGAGAUACGCAGAAGAGCAGAGAAGGACCCAGGGAUCUUGA
This is a messenger RNA of Exophiala spinifera, 2163 nucleotides long. RefSeq lists its product as uncharacterized. Gene Ontology annotation, cellular component: sno(s)RNA-containing ribonucleoprotein complex. NCBI's taxonomy places the organism in Eukaryota, Fungi, Ascomycota, Eurotiomycetes, Chaetothyriales, Herpotrichiellaceae. Gene Ontology annotation, biological process: pseudouridine synthesis; ribosome biogenesis; box H/ACA snoRNP assembly. The transcript has a single exon. The coding region runs from base 1 to 2163 and encodes 720 amino acids. The record is from RefSeq and is a predicted model, not a curated record. Gene Ontology annotation, molecular function: RNA binding.